Eriocheir sinensis (Chinese mitten crab) is the source of this 2997-nucleotide messenger RNA. RefSeq names its product insulin gene enhancer protein ISL-1-like. Gene Ontology annotation, cellular component: nucleus. Gene Ontology annotation, biological process: neuron fate specification; axonogenesis; positive regulation of transcription by RNA polymerase II. Lineage: Eukaryota; Metazoa; Arthropoda; Malacostraca; Decapoda; Varunidae. The record is from RefSeq and is a predicted model, not a curated record. Gene Ontology annotation, molecular function: cis-regulatory region sequence-specific DNA binding; DNA-binding transcription factor activity, RNA polymerase II-specific. The transcript is spliced from 9 exons. Bases 320 to 1741 code for a protein of 473 amino acids.
GGCUGGCUGGCUCUCGACAUCCGCGGCGGUGGUGGUGGUGGUGGCGGCGGCGGCGGCGGGCUGAUGGUGCCGUUGUGGGCUGCGCGCGGGGCGGGACCAAGCGGCGAAGGGCGGGGCGAGUCGCGCGAUUGGUCCAGCCAGCGAGAACCUCCGCGCAGGUGUGAGGGUCAGUGUGGCGGUGUUCGCGGUGAUGGCAGUGUGGAGGCGCCCACCGCCCUUACGCCCGUAGCUACCUAAGUCACCCCCGCUGUGUGUGUGCGCGGCGCGUUGCUGGGCCCCCCGAGUGCUGCUGUGCGGGCCCUGGUGCUGCUACGGCGCCAUGGCCACAGCAUCGCAAGUCGCCGCGCGGGACAAGACACACCACCACCAGCAGUUCGCCGAGACGCAGCCCGGCCUGGUCAGGAUGGAGGCAGCUGUGGGCGGCGGCGGCGGCGUGUGUGUGGACGCCCUGGUCACACUGACGAAGGUUGUGUCUGCCGCAGGCGGGGGCCGCGUGUCGGUGUGCAUGGGCUGCGCCGCCGUCAUCCACGACCAGUACAUCCUGCGGGUGGCGCCCGACAUGGAGUGGCACGCCGCCUGCCUCAAGUGCGCCGAGUGCCACCAAUUCCUGGACGAGACCUGCACCUGCUUCGUAAGGGACGGCAAGACCUACUGCAAGCGGGACUACGUCAGGCUGUUCGGCGCCAAGUGUGAGCGUUGCGGCGGCGGCUUCAGCAGGACGGACAUGGUGAUGCGCGCCAGGGCCAAGAUAUUCCACCUAGACUGCUUCAGGUGCAGGUCGUGCGGGAAGCAGCUGAUGCCGGGGGACGAGUUCGCGCUGCGGGACGACGUGCUGUUCUGCCGCCACGACUACGACGCCAUCAAGGAGGAGGCGCGCGACGACGACCUCACCGACGACAACCACAAUACCGACCCCGCGUGCCCCGUGCAGCUGGCAGAGGAACCCGAGCCAGCCGGGGGCCAGCCUGGGACGCGGGGCAGCGGCGGGGGUACGCUGGGGACGGCGGAGCGACCCGAGAGAGGCCCCGCGUCAGGCACCCCCACGGGCACCCCAGCGUCGGGGGGCGGGGGGGGCGGCGCGCUGGGGCUGGGUCGGCGGGAGUCAGCGGGCCGCGUGCACAAAAGUGAAGGGAAGCCAACCCGCGUACGGACAGUCUUGACGGAGAAACAACUGCAUACGCUCAGGACGUGCUACGCCGCCAACCCCCGCCCCGACGCCCUCAUGAAGGAGCAGCUGGUGGAGAUGACGGGCCUGUCGCCGCGCGUCAUCCGGGUCUGGUUCCAAAAUAAGAGGUGUAAGGACAAGAAGAAGGCCAUCUUCCUCAAGCAGGCGGCGCAGCACCACGAGAAGAGCGGCCGGUUCGGGGCGUACGGCGUCAUGCAAGGAAUCCCACUGGUCGCCUCGCCGCCAGUGCACAGCGACGCGCCGCCCCCCCCGCUGGACGUCACCGCCUAUCAGCCGCCCUGGAAGUCCCUCACGGAGUUCGCGCUCACCCACGACCUCGAACGACUCGACCCAACCACUCCGCAGUACCAACACAUGCUGCAGCAGAUGCACGGCUACGGGCUGGAGGCCGAGGCGGGGCUGGCGGCGCACCUGCACCUGCCGCAGUACAUGGAGGAGGGCGGGGGGGGCGCUGGGGGCGGGCUGGGGCACCCCCCGUACGCCCACCCGCCCUCGAACCCCUCCUCCCAGUACCCCGGCACGCCCUCCGAGCUGUCCUCCACCUCCAGCGACUAGUGGAGGACCGGGGCGCUGCUGCACCUGCUCGGCGCCAUGGGCAGGAGGCUCGCCCCCACCCCGCCCCCCUUACCGCCCCUCAGCCCCCCGUGAGGACCCCCUGGACGAUGAGAAUCCUGAGCUGAAGGCGGAGACGUGACCAACCCCGUGAUGGCGCAGGGAAGUGGUGUACAGAGGCGCCAUCUUGCUGGGCGCUCGCUGCGGCAUGGAAGCGUUCCCCCGGGGUGACAGUGACCUGGGGCGGCGGUACAGGGGGCACAGCACCCAAUGCCCCCCCUGGGUUACCACUGGCUCUGCCCCUGAACUAAGCCUAAGGGAGAGUGGUUAUGCGUUCCCCCUGGGGUGGCGUUACCCUGGAGCCCCCGGGGUGAGAGAGGCCCCUGUGACUACCCGGUGGUGAAGCGGCGAGGCGUGAGAGAGAGAGAGAGAGAGAGAGAGAGAGAGAGAGAGAGAGAACAUUGAAAUAAGAAGAUAAGAAGAAAUGAAAGAAAUAAAAUAAACGAUAAAAAAGGAAGAUAGGAGAAGGAGAAGGGAAAGAAGAGAGAGAGAGAGAGAGAGAGUGAAACAGCCCGGUGCGUGAAGCUAAACUAAACUCUAUAAAUGGUGAAAUUCGUGAUGAUGAUGUAUAUAGAGAAGUCUUUAUAAUGGUGAAGUGCGGGACCCCUCUGUGAGACUUCCGGGGCCAUAGUGACCAGCGUGUGUGUGACCAUAGAAAAAAGGUCACGGUGAUAUCAGAAAAAGGUCAAAAAAGGUCAUAUAGAAAAAAGGUCACGGUGAUAUAAGAAAAAAGGUCAUAUGGAACAAGGUCACGGUGAUAUAAGAAGAAAAAGGUCAAGAAAAGGUGAUACAGAAAAAAAGGUCACGAUGAUAUAAAAAAAAGGUCAAUUAGCAAAAAGGUCACGGUGAUAUAAGAAGAAAAAGGUCAUACAGAAAAAAGGUCACGGUAAUAUGAGAAAAAAGGUCAACAAAAAGGUCAUAUAAGGAAAAGGUCACGGUGAUUUAAGAUUUGAGGCAAUGGAAAAAAAAAGGAGAAAGAAGAAGGAGAAGAAGAAGUAUAUGGCCAGUGAUGAGUUUGUGGGUAAAGGGGAAAGAAGAAGAAGAAGAAGAAGAAGAAGAAGGAGAAGAAGAAGAAGAAGAAGAAGAAGAAGAAGAAGAAGAAGAAGAAGAAGAAGAAGAAGAAGAAGUAAAAUAAAAAGAAGAAAAAAAUAAACUAGUCGCAAAAGUUAGUCGGAAAAGAAGAAGAAGAAGAAGAAGAA